Messenger RNA from Symbiodinium sp. CCMP2592, 927 nucleotides. The record is from the annotation of a GenBank genome assembly. Lineage: Eukaryota; Dinophyceae; Suessiales; Symbiodiniaceae.
AUGGCCUUGGGUGCCUGGCAGCGGCUACCUGCAUCUGUCGUUCUGCAAGUGCUGCUGCUCAGCGUGCCGCAAGAUCUGCAGUUCGAGGACGGCCGCCCGUCGUGGCCCAGAGGUAGAUCUGGUGCCCUCCUCGCCACUGCGCAGAUUGAACAGUGUCACGCGGAGUGCAGCAAAUGCCAUUUGUUCGACUUCGACUUGUCAUGGCACUGUCUGGAGUGCAAUCCCGGCUUCGACCUUUGGGUUGACGGCUGCUUCCUGCCUUGCCCCGCCGGGCAGUACCGGUAUGGAUACGACUGCCUUGAGUGCCCUCCGAACUGCGAUGUCUGUGUGGGCGGACUUGCCCAUGAGUGCCAGGUCUGCUCACCCGGAUAUACCUUCGACUUCCGUGGCCUCUGUGUCAGGGAGUGCAAUCGCGGGCGAUACGCCCCGGCCAACGACCGCACGCGGUGUGACGAGUGCGACGCUUACUGCAGGGAGUGCAUCGCUGGGACGCGAAUAUCGUGCUCAAGCUGCUACUCUGGCUACACCCUGCGGAUACUGGAUGCCAACACCAACACAGGUGAGUGCAUGCAGGACUGUCGGAAGGGCUUCUUCCGCGAUUCGCCGAACGACCUGAGAUGCAUCCAAUGCGGAAAGCACUGCAUCGACUGCAACUCGCUGUACAACUGCUUCGAAUGUGAGACGGGUGCGACCCUCUUCCGGGGCAUCUGCUACUUGAUCCCCACCGGCACGGUGGACUCCACAGUGGAUUUCGAAGAGUACCUGUCUUCUGGAGCUGGAGCCACCUGGGACCCCAACGAUGCUCCGAGUUGGCAGCUGCUCGUGGCCCAGGCCCGGCGGCUCCUAUCUGAAGAUCCCUUACAUUGGGAUCCGGGAAGCUUGAGCAACUGGGGAAACCCGGCCGUGGAGGUUGUCGGAACGCAGUGA